Messenger RNA from Brassica oleracea var. oleracea, 1153 nucleotides. RefSeq names its product Golgi SNAP receptor complex member 1-1. The record is from RefSeq and is a predicted model, not a curated record. Gene Ontology annotation, cellular component: Golgi membrane; Golgi medial cisterna; cis-Golgi network. The coding region runs from base 225 to 899 and encodes 224 amino acids. Gene Ontology annotation, biological process: endoplasmic reticulum to Golgi vesicle-mediated transport; vesicle fusion. Gene Ontology annotation, molecular function: SNAP receptor activity. The transcript has 5 exons. NCBI's taxonomy places the organism in Eukaryota, Viridiplantae, Streptophyta, Magnoliopsida, Brassicales, Brassicaceae.
CCCCUAAUCAUCGCCAUUCUCGAAUUAAAUUACUGAUUACGCAAAAAAGGAACCUAUUUGCCUCCGAACCAACUCUCUUCUUCUCUCCAUCAGAUCCGUUCUUCCUUCCCUCGUUAUCGAACCUAUUAGAUCGCGAGUUGAAGGUUCGGUUACGAGGAGGAAGAAAGGUUAUUCUUUGAUCUGAUUUCACAAAGGAGAGUUUUUGGCUGAUUCAUAAAAACACCAUGGACGUUCCUAGCUCUUGGGAUGCUUUACGCAAACAGGCUAGGAAGAUUGAAGCUCAGCUUGACGAGCAGAUGCAUUCAUAUCGCAGACUCGUUUCCACAAAGGCUCUGAUAAAGUCAGAUGGUGCAGAGAGUGACCUUGAAGCUGGGAUUGACUCACUGCUUAGGCAACUGCAACAAGUUAAUGCUCAGAUGCAAGCUUGGGUUUCUUCAGGUGGUUCAGAGAUGGUCUCUCAUACUUUAACUCGUCAUCAGGAGAUCCUUCAGGAUCUGACACAGGAGUUUUAUCGACACCGAUCAAGUCUUAGAGCGAAACAAGAGCAUGCUUCACUUCUUGAGGACUUUAGAGAAUUUGAUCGGACUAGGUUAGACUUAGAAGAUGGGGAUGGCUCUACGGAACAAGCCUUGCUCAAAGAAAACGUGGGAAUCAACCGCAAUGCAGCUCAGAUGGAUGGUGUCAUUUCACAAGCUCAGGCAACACUUGGUACACUCGUGUUUCAGCGCUCAACUUUUGGAGGCAUCAACUCUAAGCUUAGCAAUGUCACCAGCCGUCUACCCACGGUGAACACUAUUCUGUCAGCGAUAAAGAGGAAAAAGUCAAUGGAUACAAUCAUUCUUUCACUAGUUGCGGCUGUAUGCACGUUUCUCAUAUUCAUCUACUGGUUAACCAAGUAAAAAAUUUCAAUUCAUCUCUCUGUUGGGCCACGUCUGGUUUUCCCAUGAUGUUAAUUUGUUAUGUGAUCAUCCAUCGGUGUUCUAGUAAAGAAUCUAAAGAUCAAAAACAUAAAUAUUUUGUGUACAGCAAAACUUCAUUUCCUAUGUUUUGCAGUUUUGACGAGCUUAUACAACCAUCUGUUUCUUUCAUCUGAUACUGGAUUUUUGGCUCUGUAGCAGUGUUGUGGCUUUGAGAAUGAUACAAAUAUUUGAAA